This is a messenger RNA of Elaeis guineensis (African oil palm), 1039 nucleotides long. The record is from RefSeq and is a predicted model, not a curated record. NCBI's taxonomy places the organism in Eukaryota, Viridiplantae, Streptophyta, Magnoliopsida, Arecales, Arecaceae.
ACUCCGAGCCGUUCCUCGCGUCUUCUCUUUUUGAAACCGAAAGCUAGUGAGAGAUUCCUCCCCGCUGCUUCUCUCCCGUUUUCUUGGUCGUCCCCCCGCCCCAAAAAGAUCCCCUUGAUUAGUCCCCCCCCCCCAAAAAAGAGAAAAAAAAAAUCCCCUUGAUUCCGAGCCAAUCCUUCCUCUCCAAUGGCGAUUCGAGGGGGAAUCUCAGGUCUCUUCGACUUCUCCUCCUCCGAUUGAGGUUUUCUUGGUGCUUGGUUGGUUCUUGAUGGGGUCCCUGGUUGCAGGAGGAACAGAGAUAUAGGGUUAGGGUUGAGGGGGUUCCGGUUCUUGAGAGGUUGAUUGAGCCGUCCAUGGGGUUGCUCUUCGUGGAGUCGCUGCCUGGGCCGAAGGUUUUCAAGUGCAAGUUCUGCAAGGUUGAUUCGGCCUCGCACGAUGCCAUCAUCUCGAAGGACUUCCACGGGCGGUUUGGCCGGGCAUAUCUUUUCAAGAGCGUGGUGAACAUUUCCCUGGGCCCCAAUGAGGAUCGCCACCUCUUGACUGGAUUACACACUGUGAAUGACAUCUACUGUAGCUGCUGCCAACAAAUUCUGGGUUGGAGAUAUGUAAAAAAUUAUGUACGCUGCAGGAGAAGGCAUAUGAGGAGAGUCAGAAGUACAAAGAAGGGAAGUACAUUCUAGAGAAAGCUAGGAUGUUGAAGGAGGGCUGGUGAUGCAUGAAUGGACUGGACUAGGAGAACCAACCUAGUGGUGUAUCUAUCUGCUUAAUGGUAGAAAAUCCUGGCUGGGACUGUCAAAAAAUGAGUCCAGUCAUAGACAGCUUGGAACUGAUUGUUAUAUGAGGAUGUGAAAGUCAAAACAUUCUUGCAGACUAUGAAAUAAGAAAAAAAACCAAUUUUUUUGAUUAAUUGGCCAAUUGUUAUUGUCGUAUUCAUUUGGUUUAGUUGCACCAUGUGGUAGGGUUAGUUAAUCCUGGAGUUAUCUGAUAUCUGGUGUGAAUAAUUAUUUCUGAAUUAUCAUAUUCAUAUUGUUUUCUCGGA